Molecule: messenger RNA, 975 nt
Organism: Emericellopsis atlantica
Lineage: Eukaryota; Fungi; Ascomycota; Sordariomycetes; Hypocreales; Bionectriaceae
Exons: 3
Coding region: 1-975 (324 amino acids)
Source: RefSeq, a predicted model, not a curated record
AUGCCUCUCCAUCUACUCGGCAAGAAAUCAUGGAACGUGUACAAUACCGACAACAUCGCCCGCGUGCGCCGCGACGAGGCAGCAGCUCGGGCAGCCGAGGAAGCCGAGGAGCAGCGCAUGCAAGAGGUUGAUGCGCAGAGACGUCUGUCGAUACUGCGAGGUGAGAUACCGCCGCCACUGCCGGAAACGGAGGAGAAGCCGCCAGUAGUACAGGCUGUCGAGAGGCGCGAAGCACGCGGAAGUCAGCGGAAGCGCAAAAGACCAGGCGAAGACGAUACAGAUUUCGAGCUACGGAUAGCCAACGAGCGCUACGAGUCUAGACCCGAGGAAGCUGCCGACCUCAAGCACCAGACCAGCUCCGCGCCGAUAACCGAUCAUGCAGGUCACAUUGAUCUCUUUGGUGAUGAGCGGGCGAGAGGUCGGGCUGAAGGCAACGAAGAGGCUGAGAGAGAGGCCAAGAAGAAGAAGCAAGAGUUCGAAGACCAGUAUACCAUGCGCUUCGCGAAUGCUGCGGGAAGGGAAGGUGUGCAGAAGCCAUGGUACUCCAAUGCCGGUGACGGCGUUACGGAAGCUCCCUUGAAGAAUGUGUGGGGUAAAGAUGACCCUCAACGUCGAGAGCGCGAUGCUCAGCGUACAGUGUCGAAUGAUCCCCUCGCCAUGAUGAAGCUCGGAGCAUCCAAGGCUCGCCAAGUGAACCAGGAGCGGAAGCGCGUACAAGAGGAGCGAGACGCCGAGCUGCGACAACUGCGGCGAGAGCAAGAGCACGCCGAGAGGCGCACCACGAAGGGCGUUCUCACAAGACGUCGCGUGACCAUGACAGUAGUAGUAGGCACAGGAGACAUCAUCAUGACCGGCAGCAUCGUCACCACCGGCGACAUAGGUCGCGCUCGCCGAGAGAGGACUCAACUCGGGCGAGAUCCAGAGACAACGACGAUGCCAGACGCCGUAGCAGAGGCUAGUGUGCACACAUUAUAA